UCUAUCUCUCUCUAUCUCUCUCUACUCUCUCUGUAUGCUCUUGUCUGUUCCCCCACCACCAUCCUUUGAGUCACACCAAAGCCACUGUGAUUCCAUUCCAUCUCUUUUCUUUUCCUCUGAAUACCUCUAAAGUUUCCAUUUUUCGGACAUGGGUAUCUCUUUUUUUCUGUGUUUAUCUUAGUUUUUCUCUUCUCUUGUCUCUUUCGACUUGUUAAGUGUGGACUUUGUCUGGGGUGCCAUCAUGCGUUUGGGUUGAAGAAUCUGUGAACUGGCGGUGUUCUAUAUGCUGUGGUGCUGCUUCUGUUGCUAUUCGUGCUUCUAGCUUGAGGGUUUUGUUUAUUGUGGUUGCAUCUUUUUGCGCGUGCGUGUGUGUUUGUGUGGAUUGGUUAUUGGGUUGGAGAUGUUGGGUUCAGGUACCAAUUUGGUGACCACGGUCAUUGGGUUUGGCAUGAGUGCCACUUUCAUUGUGUUUGUCUGCACCAGAAUCAUAUGCGGAAGGCUAAGAGGAGGUGUUGAAUCUCGGAUGGUGUAUCAGAUUGAAUCAAGAAUUGAUAUAGAACAGCCAGAACAUCAUGUUAAUGACCCUGAAUCAGAACCUGUUCUGCUUGAUGCAAUCCCUACUUUGAAGUUCAACCAAGAGGCUUUCAGUUCCCUUGAACACACACAGUGUGUAAUAUGUUUGGCAGAUUACAAAGAAAGAGAAAUCUUGCGUAUCAUGCCCAAAUGUGGCCACACUUUUCAUCUUUCUUGCAUUGAUAUAUGGCUGAGAAAACAAUCUACCUGCCCAGUAUGCCGUCUGCCAUUGAAGAACUCUUCUGAAACAAAACAUGUAAGACCUGUGACGUUUACCAUGAGCCAAUCUCUUGACGAGUCUCACACAUCAGAAAGGAGUGAAAAUGCAGAGAGACAUGAUGAACAACCUACUCCUACUGCAGCCAGUAACUCUUUACAACCAACUUCAGGUGAAGAAGGAGCAAGGCAAUGAUCUAAGAAGAGAAGAUUGAAAAAUUUCUGCUUUUGUAGAGGGAUGCUUCUAAUUAUAGAUUGGAUUCAAAUUCUUUGUCUGUGAUAUGGCCUUCGUAUUUAAUCUCUCGGUGGUGUAAAUAUGCUUCCAUUUGUAGCAUAUGAAGGCCUAGUUUUUGGUGGAAUCUUUGGCAUACCAUGCUUAAGUUCUUUUCUCCAUCGUAUCACUCAAUCAAGCAUACUUCUCUU
Vigna angularis (adzuki bean) is the source of this 1212-nucleotide messenger RNA. Its product is annotated as RING-H2 finger protein ATL5. The coding region runs from base 401 to 985 and encodes 194 amino acids. Lineage: Eukaryota; Viridiplantae; Streptophyta; Magnoliopsida; Fabales; Fabaceae. The transcript has 3 exons. The record is from RefSeq and is a predicted model, not a curated record.